This is a messenger RNA of Dermacentor andersoni, 2075 nucleotides long. RefSeq lists its product as uncharacterized. The record is from RefSeq and is a predicted model, not a curated record. Gene Ontology annotation, molecular function: zinc ion binding. Lineage: Eukaryota; Metazoa; Arthropoda; Arachnida; Ixodida; Ixodidae.
ACCCUGAAAUACACCACUAACUCCUGAAUAUGGUAUUCGCAAAAUCUUUACAGGCGUUGUAACAACUUCACAUAAGUCAUAAAUUCAUAUAUCGAAUUUGUCCGACUGAGAUGCUCCAAGGGAUGCAGUUUAGCGGGAUGCGAUAUCAGUUUUUAUCCGAACUAACAGAUUUGUAAGCUUCGUACUUCUAUUCAUUUUUCAGAUUUGCCGAUUUCCGAUCCUUCUUGUCGUUAAUGCCAUGGCCUAAACCACAUCAUUAUUGCAGCGGUCACUGUGAUCUAACGUUCUCUCUUGAAUGCAACAAUUUUCAUUCAAAUCGGUUGACCGAUUUUCUCAUAAAAUCAUUUAUGCCUUUUACAUGUAUUUGAGCAGCCGGCAUCGAAGAAAAGUCCGAGCUAAAGCUUCCUCUUAUUGAAUCACACCGGCUCUUAGAAAACACAAAAAAAAAUAACGCUGACUCUGUGGAAGCCCGCGGCUGCAGUGCUGCACAAACACCCGCCGUGGUUGCUCAGUGGCUAUGGUGUUAGGCUGCUGAGCACGAGGUCGCGGGAUCGAAUCCCGGCCACGGCGGCCGCAUUUCGAUGGGGGCGAAAUGCGAAAACACCCGUGUACUUAGAUUUAGGUGCACGUUUAAGAACCCCAGGUGGUCGAAAUUUCCGGAGUCCUCCACUACGGCGUACCUCAUAAUCAGAAAGUGGUUUUGGCACGUGGCCCCAUAAAAAAAAAAGUGCUGCACAAAUAAUAAGAAAAAAACAAUAAAGAAAGGAAACCCAACGGAACCUUUGCGGGAGCCGUUAUCUCGGCCAGACAUCUCACGCGGAAUGCUGAAGAGCUGUCUGGCGAGGUGUCGAGCAAAAUCGUCAAUUGACCUUUUUCACGAUGGGAGAGCGCCUCUAGCAGCGAGAGCCGAAAGCAAAUACGGUGGCUCUCGGUUGACGCGGCGGCGUGACAGUCUUUGUUGCUUUGCGUUGUGCUGUAACUGUAGUGUUGGAGAAUUGUGAAGUUGCUGCUGUUUAAAGUUUUACAUAUACGCAAUACGCUUGCAUCGUCACCGCUGAUUUUCGCUACCACCUGUCGACUCUUGCGAAGCUUUCUUCGACAUGUUUUCUAUUGAAGACUUCAAGAAACUUCACGACUCCGGCGGUCAGUGGAGCUGCGAUUUGGAGUUGGUGCCACCAGUGACUGACAACAUGAUCGACAGCCAUUUCGGCGAGUCGCACCGGCAGCUGCAUAAAGGCUGGAUGUUCAAAGAGGAAAGGUACAUUCGCCGGAUCGAGUAUCUGAUGUGCGGACAACCAGCAGGGACCGAACUUGUGUUGCGCAGCAUAUGUUUGUGCUCGAUGAAAGCUGGCCACUACAAGCAAGUCGUAGCGCUUGGUAAAGGCGGAGCAGGGACCGUCGUCCAAGCAUACUGCGAUUGCGUUGCUGGUCAAAGCCAAAGGUGCCAGCAUAUAGCUGCAUUGCUGUUUGCCAUCCGAAGUAUCCAGAGGCCGUCUUGUACGAGUGUCCCGUGCAGAUGGAUGGCACCAACACAAGGACAAAACCAUUUGCUGACCAAACCCUUGGCGGACAUCACCUUUAAGAAACAUGUGAUUAACAAGACGGUGCCCGUUAAGGCUAAGCGACAACUUCCUCCUCAUUUGAGAACACCUGCGCAGUCUGGGCUGUUGAAGUUUAGGAGUGCGAUUGCCACACAUGCACCUGAGCUGGUGUGGAACCGUUACACAGAGAGGCCAGCACCAGUGAGAAAUGUGAGCCCCAUCAACGACACAGAGGACAUGAAUUCGCAGAAGUGCCUCACAUUGAUCGAUGAAUAUUUCAAGGAGCAGGUGUCGCUCACAGCUACCGAGAGGGCGGAUAUCUGUGCAAAGACCGUAGGCCAGAAUAAGAACCCUGCAUGGUUCACAGAAAGAACCGGAAAGCUAACUGCUUCAAAGUUCCGCAGAAUACUGCACUGCCUGAAGCCAGAAGGGCUUGUUAAAGAAAUACUUUAUCCUCGCAAAGAAAUAAUGAAGAAUGGUGACCCCAGGCUCUACGGAAUACAAAAUGAAGCAAAAGCAGUUGAAAAUAUCUAG